Messenger RNA from Zonotrichia albicollis (white-throated sparrow), 655 nucleotides. It is a transcript of the gene B2M, whose product is annotated as beta-2-microglobulin. Lineage: Eukaryota; Metazoa; Chordata; Aves; Passeriformes; Passerellidae. The record is from RefSeq and is a predicted model, not a curated record.
GGUGGGACAUUCCGGGAAACGGCGGGGCAGCGAGGAGCGGCGAUGGCGCGGAGGGCCCUGGCGCUCGGGGUGCUCGCUCUGCUGGCGCUGUUCGGCCUGGGGGCGGCCACUGAGGCGCCGAAGGUGGAAGUGUACGCCCGUUCCCGCGCCGAGGAGGGGAAGGAGAACACUCUCCACUGCUUUGUCACUGGCUUUCACCCACCCAAGAUUGACAUCGAACUCCUGAAGAACGGCGUGCCCAUUCCCGACGUCACGUACGGGGACUUGUCCUUCAACGACAAGUGGCAGUUCCAGCGCCUGGUCUAUGCGCGCUUCACCCCCACAAAGGGUGACACCUUCUCUUGUAGGGUGGCGCAUUCCACCAUGCGGGAGCCAGGCAAUUACAUCUGGGAGCCAGACUUCUGAGCUCCGUCCAGAAUAAUCCAUGAUUUGAGACAUUCUUCUUGCAAGUCAGAAUCUUCUCGAGCUUCUGUCCAUUCUUCAAAAACAACUUGCAUUGUAAUCUUCGGCAUUAUCACUUAUCCACGGCGUUAAGGGAGCUCUGCAGGCUUUUUGAGCUAAAAAAUUUACUGCUUAAGAAAUAAUAGUAACUUUUCACUGCUUAAAAUUUUGGAGGAUUUUUAUCCUGUAAUAAACUGCUAGUCCAUAAAAUGUU